AUGUCCAGUGGUGACGGAGCGGUCUGUGCGGAUGGCUCGUCGGCUUCCUACCACCGUCAACCAGUUGCUGCUGUUGUCGGAGCGGCUGGCAGUCAAGUUUCCGUUAUGGUGGCCAGCAUGCUCCAGCUUUUCAAGAUUCCUCAGGUCAGCUACUCUUCGACUGGUGCCGAGCUGAGCGAAAAGCCACGAUUCGGCUAUUUUUCUCGUGUGGUGCCUCCAGACAAUCUGCAAGCACAAGUGAUGGCACGUGUGGUACGAGAAUUGGAAUGGAAUUACGUACACGCCAUCGCUGAUACCGGGUCGUACGGUGAACGUGGAAUGGAUUCGUUCCGAGCAGCUGCAACUGAGUUGGGCAUUUGCAUUGACGGAGAUGUGCACAAGAUCGGGCGACGAUGGACGGACAAGAACUUUCGUGAUUUGUUGGUCCACAUGCAUCGAACGCGUAAGGGCUUUCGAGCGUGUGGUGAUGUGUUGUCUGAUGGAGGAUAA
This is a messenger RNA of Cooperia oncophora, 489 nucleotides long. The record is from the annotation of a GenBank genome assembly. NCBI's taxonomy places the organism in Eukaryota, Metazoa, Nematoda, Chromadorea, Rhabditida, Trichostrongylidae.